UGUGGGUGUAAGUGUUGUGAUGAAUGGCUUGCUGGCUCUUUGUGACCUUGGACAGUUUAGAAGUUGGCUGGAAUGCCAGAGAGUGGCAGUCACGUGAUGAAGAAUGACAUGGGCAGCUGUGGCCAAUCCAAAGAAAGAUUGCUUCAUAAACAUGCAGGGAUGUUACCAUCCUGCUCUAGAGUUUCACACUCCAUCUGCGGGAAAGACGCCUGGAAGAGUGACCAGGUUGGGCCUGCUGCACAAUGAGCAUUUUACAGCUUGUUUUCUUUGGCUUUGCUCAAUUUGCUGCUUGAUCCACUCUACCACAACUGAAUGCACAGGGGCAAUGUUUAUUCCUACCUCUGUCUCUUCAUCGUAUUGCCUGAAUUCUGAGGACGUACACACGUCCGACCAGCCUGGAACUGGAUAUCUUGUUUCCUAGGGGGAGAGCUGAAAUGGGUCAGGACCAAGCAAAACAGCAGAUUGAGAAGGGACUCCACCUGUAUCAGUCUAACCAGACAGAGAAAGCACUCCACAUUUGGGCCAAGGUCUUGGAGAAGGCAUCUGACCCUGCUGCAAAGUUCCGGGUUCUUGGCUGCCUCAUCACUGCCCAUUCGGAGAUGGGAAAAUAUAAGGACAUGCUGAAGUAUGCCCUAGCUCAGAUCGAUACAGCUCGGGAGAUGGAGAAUCCCGAUUACCUCACGGAAGCUUAUUUGAACUUGGCACGCAGCAAUGAGAAAUUGUGUGACUUUCAAAAGACCAUCUCGUACUGCAAAACCUGCCUCAACAUGCAAGGAACAACCAUCAGCCUGCAACUCAAUGGCCAGGUUUGUCUGAGCCUUGGCAAUGCCUUCCUGGGCCUCAGCAUGUUCCAGAAAGCCCUGGAGAACUAUGAGAAGGCGCUCCGCUACGCCCACAAUAACGAUGACAAGAUGCUAGAGUGCCGUGUGUGUUGCAGCCUGGGCAAUUUCUACAUCCAGCUCAAGGACUUUGAAAAGGCUCUCUUUUUUCCCUGUAAAGCAGCUGAGCUUGUAAAUGAUUAUGGUAAAAGUUGGAGCUUGAAAUAUCGAGCAAUGAGCCAGUAUCACAUGGCAGUGGCUUACAGGAAGUUGGGUCGUCUCCCUGAUGCCAUGGAGUGCUGCGAGGAGUCCAUGAAGAUUGCCCUUCAGCACAGUGAUCGUCCACUCCAAUCUCUGUGCCUCCUGACCUUUGCUGACAUCCAUCGCAGUAGAGGUGAUGUUCAGAAAGCAUUCCCUCGCUAUGAGUCGUCCAUGUGCAUCAUGACGGAGACGGGCAAUCGCUUGGGCCAGGUGAACAUCUACCUGGGAGUGGCUAAGUGUUGGCUUCUGCAGAAGGAGCUGGACAAGGCCUUGGCUGCAGUUGAGAAAGCAUAUGAGCUGGCAGAAGGGUUGGAACACAAGCUGAGUCUUCUCCGGGUCCACUGCCUAAACGAAGGUAUUUAUCGUGCUAAAGAGGAGCAGGCCAAACUUCGGGAACAUGUCGUCAAGUUCCAUGAGUGUGUGGAGGAAAUGGAGCUAUAUUGCGGCAUGUGUGGAGAGUCCAUAGGAGACCGAAACCAUCAGCUACAAGCGCUGCCCUGCUCCCAUGUCUUUCACCUUAAGUGUCUGCAGACAAAUGGGACAAGAGGGUGUCCAAAUUGCCGAAAAUCUUCAAUCAAGCCAGGCUUUGUAUGAUGGAUAUGGCACCAGUCGUUGAAUGGUGCUGGUUGGACAUGGACUGUUCUUGGUUUUCUUGAUGCAGUUAACCAGAGGGAGACACCAAAAUCAAGCAGAUGGUUGAACAGACAGACAUUCUAAUUUCCUUUCUCUUUGGUAACAUGGAAGCAUGUUCAGGAGCAGGCAUGUGGCAGCAAGCUGGCACCGUUUUCCUGUGUACAGUUACCUUGGAAAUCAUUCCACCUGCAUGGAGGUGAUUGUCCUUUAGGAUUCAUGUGAGCAAAGCACCUCAUUUGUUACAUUUUGAUGUUUUACAUUUUCUCCAACUGAGCUGGAGAACUCAUGCUGGCGAGUUGGCUCCUCUCAGGGCAGCUGAACUUGUUUUUUGUUUUUUUUUAACUUGUAUUAUGAUUUACUCAAGUUAUAGCAAUGUUUGUGCUCUCUGGUCUCUUCACCCUUCUGUCAGUGUCUUGGUAUCUAGUCAAGGCUUUAUUGAAUAAGCUGUUAAGAGGGUCCUGAACACUUAAUCCAACUGUAAUCCUGUUUUGUUUGACAUUGGAAUUUAUAACCUCUAGAAGAGAUAUGAUAUUGUAAGUCUUUAUACCUUCACAUCCCACUUUGGUAUACAACAUUGUGUGAAUGAAUCAUCUUUAAUCAUCAUAACCGAUAAAGUGAAGCUAUGUGUAUAGAGCUAACCACUUCAUGCUAUUGUCUGCCCAUGCCAGUUGGCAGUGCUUUUAGUAGGACUUGGAGUGACUUCUGGCACACGUGAUGCGCACACAGGCAGUGCUCAAGUG
This is a messenger RNA of Erpetoichthys calabaricus (reedfish), 2452 nucleotides long. RefSeq names its product receptor-associated protein of the synapse, 43kD (gene rapsn). The record is from RefSeq and is a predicted model, not a curated record. The transcript has 8 exons. Bases 435 to 1673 code for a protein of 412 amino acids. Gene Ontology annotation, molecular function: acetylcholine receptor binding; protein-membrane adaptor activity. Lineage: Eukaryota; Metazoa; Chordata; Cladistia; Polypteriformes; Polypteridae. Gene Ontology annotation, cellular component: synapse. Gene Ontology annotation, biological process: chemical synaptic transmission.